Messenger RNA from Lolium perenne, 1502 nucleotides. Its product is annotated as protein STRICTOSIDINE SYNTHASE-LIKE 10-like. The record is from RefSeq and is a predicted model, not a curated record. Gene Ontology annotation, molecular function: hydrolase activity. Gene Ontology annotation, cellular component: endomembrane system. Lineage: Eukaryota; Viridiplantae; Streptophyta; Magnoliopsida; Poales; Poaceae.
GAUUGCUGUGCUUCUCCGUCAUCGGCUCCAACUCUAUCUUUUUCCUCGAUCAGAACAUAUGGAACUAUGAAUCCGGCUCGGCUCUGGCUGUCAUGAAUCCGACUCGGAGAAUAGCAGUUCUCAAUCAAUAUAAGGGGCAGGCACCCACCCGUUUACUCCCAUCGAGCAAACCACGUCCGCUCCAUCAGACAAACUCUUGAUCGAGCGUACGUGCUAGCCAGCCAACAGCGCGAGAUCAAUCAAACCCAUCGAAGAGUACCGAAGCAGCUAACAUGGGCUGCAGCAUGAGUCGUCUCGUGAAGGCCACCAUCGCGCUGGUCAUCCUGGUCCUCCUCUUCAUGCCAGCGGCCAUGGCGUCCACCGUAGCCAGCUUCGACGCCACGCAUAGCCAGCACCUGCCACUGCCUCGCGGAACCGUCCGCGGACCAGAGAGUGUCGCCUUCGAUGGCCAGGGCCACGGCCCCUACAGCGGCGUCUCCGACGGCCGCGUGCUCAAGUGGAACGGCGACAAGCUCGGAUGGACCACCUACACGCACGCCCCCGGUUACGACAGCAAGCUCUGCACCGCAUCCAGGCUGCGCCCGGAGACCGCCACUGAGAGCCGUUGCGGCCGCCCGCUCGGCCUGCGGUUCCACCAGAAGACCGGAGACCUCUACAUCGCCGACGCGUACAAGGGGCUCAUGCGGGUCGGGCCAGGCGGCGGGGAGGCGACGGUGCUGGUCAACGAGGUCAAUGGCAUGCCUCUCCGCUUCACCAACGGGGUCGACGUCGACCAGAUCACCGGCCAAGUCUACUUCACCGACAGCUCCAUGAACUACCCCAGAUCGCAGCAUGAGAUGGUUACCAAGACCGGUGACUCAACGGGGCGUCUCAUGAGGUACGAUCCCCGAACGUCGGAUGUCACAGUGCUCCAAGCUGGCCUAACGUACCCGAACGGCGUCGCCGUCAGCACUGACCGGUCGCACCUCGUCGUCGCUUCUACCGGGCCAUGCAAGCUCCUCAGGCACUGGAUCAAAGGUCCCAAAGCAGGCACACAUGAGCCUUUUGCCGACCUACCCGGUUACCCUGAUAAUGUGAGGCCCGACAGGAGAGGAGGCUACUGGGUGGCGUUACACCGUGAGAAGAAUGAGCUGCCCUUUGGUCGAGAUAGCCAUCUGCUCGCUGUGAGGGUCAGUGCCAACGGAAAGAUAGUCGAAGAGAUGACAGGGCCAAAGAGCGUGAGACCCACUGAGAUUAUGGAGAGGGACAACGGCAAAUUCUACAUGGGUUCUGUCGAGCUACCAUAUGUUAGUGUAGUCACACGCAAAUAGACAGUUGAUUCAGGAUGGACUUUGGUUUAUCAUUUGUACCCUUCAUUGUAAUAUUUUUUUUUGGUCGGACUGCCAGAUGAAAUUCACACUAAGUGUAUCAACGAAUUAUUUGUUCUAUCCUUUAUGUUCUUGUUACCAUGUUACCCUCCUACGGAUGAAGCUUUAAGAUGGUAGCUAAACAGACUGGACAUU